Salvelinus sp. IW2-2015 is the source of this 6580-nucleotide messenger RNA. Its product is annotated as diacylglycerol kinase zeta-like. Gene Ontology annotation, biological process: lipid phosphorylation; diacylglycerol metabolic process; intracellular signal transduction. The record is from RefSeq and is a predicted model, not a curated record. Gene Ontology annotation, cellular component: nucleus. NCBI's taxonomy places the organism in Eukaryota, Metazoa, Chordata, Actinopteri, Salmoniformes, Salmonidae. Gene Ontology annotation, molecular function: ATP-dependent diacylglycerol kinase activity; protein binding.
CGCUCUGUUGUCGCUCACUCUCUUUCUCUCUUUCUCUUUCCCUCUCGCUCCGUCACACAUGGACUAAAAGUUAGACAAACUGGGGAAAGGCGUGGAUGGUUGUUUACCUGCUUCCAUCAGCCACUGCAGAGGGACAGUGAAAAGGGGACCCAGAAGCUGUGGGUUGUCAUGGACACCUUUUUCCGCCGGCACUUUAGACUGAAAGGGGCGGAGCAAUCCCGACACAGACGGCCUGGCGUGGCAGUGCCCACAAGCAAGGCUCGCCGGCGCUCCAGUGUAGGACUGCCCUCUGCUGGCCUGGUCCAACGUAGACGCUCUAGUGUGGGACUGCCAUUCACAGGUCCUGUCGGACACAGAAGGUCCAGUGUAGGCCUGUCGCCGARGGCUCAAGCCCAACGAAGACACUCCAGUGUUGGCCUGCCGUCAGGUUAUGUGGGUCGUAGAUGCUCCAGUGUGGGCUUGGCCUGCGCUGCUCACAAACAACGCAGGCACUCCAGCGAGGUGCAGGGGUUACCCCAGGCCACCGGGGGGCACUGUUGUUAUGGAGGCGGGAAGCUAGUGAGGKCCAAAUACUACACCAGGCGUCGCUCCAGCACCACCGUGGCCUGUGUCAACCCCCGCUUCUCUGUCCGCCGCCGGCAAGCCAGCAAGCUCCGCACCAUCGACACCCACCUGCUGGGGCCCUCCAUGCUGCUGGCCAGCCUGGUCCAGAUGAGUGAGGAGCAGCAGAGGGGGGCACCAGAGGCGCAGGGCGGUGAGGGGGCGUCAGGAGAGGACACUGAGAGCUACUGCUCCGAGUCAGAGGGGGACAGCUGCAGUCAGAGAGAGUGUAGCACCAGGUCAGAGGGCAGCGGGAGUGAACGAGAGGGGACUGCGGCAUCAUCAUCAUCAUCAUCAUCAUCAUAUCCAGAGGGAGAGAGGACGUGGGAGGACUGGAAUCAGGCUCAUAGUAUGGCAGCCUUAACGAUGGAGAGCAUCCAGCCCCGGCCCCUGAGCCGCGCCCUGCGCUGCCUGCGCCGRAACUCCUCCCAGCUGCUGCCGGCGGAGGCGGUGCACCGUAGCAGGGCGGUCUACGGUGUGCGCGGGCGCUACCGACACUCCAGCCAGUUACGGAGGCCUUCCACCAUCCCCAACAGCGCCUGGCCAGGCAGGCUAGUCCACACACCCAGCCGCAGGAGCUCUAUAGUGGCCUGCCACUCCUCCCGUUCCCUGUAUAGGAAAUGUUCCGCCUGCUGGAAACCCAGGGGCCGCAGGGAGUCCCUCAACCCCCUGCAGGGCAUCUACUAUGACCCCCGCCUGGAGACUUGGAGUGGGUUCGUCUCGAAGGCCAUCGCUAAAUCGGGUCUACAGCACCUGUCUGCCCAGCCCAGUGCCUCGGCCCUGGCCAAGUUUGACCCAGACAGGGAGAUCCGUAGCAGCUGUGACUGGACCGAGAACGCCCUGUAUGGGGAGCACAUCUGGUUUGAGACCAAUGUCUCUGGGGACUUCUGUUACGUCGGAGAGCAGCACUGCUUCGCCAAGACGCUGCAAAAAUCUGUAGCCCGGAAAAAAUGUGCAGCCUGCAAGAUAGUGGUUCACACAAUCUGCAUAGAGCAGCUAGAAAAGUUAUUCGACACRGAGGCUAUGCCAAAUGAAGCCAGCCUGCUUAUCGAAGACCCCGCCUUUAGAAUAAACUUUAGGUGUAAACCGUCAUUCAGGGAAUCGGGGUCUAGGAAUAUACGAGAGCCCACCGUAGUGCGGCACCAUUGGGUGCACCGGAGGCGCCAGGAUGGGAAGUGUCGGCAGUGCGGGAAGGGUUUCCAGCAGAAGUUUGCCUUUCAUAGCAAAGAGAUUGUGGCCAUCAGCUGUUCGUGGUGUAAACAGGCAUAUCACAACAAGGUGUCCUGCUUCAUGCUGCAGCAGAUCGAGGAGCCCUGCUCCCUGGGUGCUCAUGCCUCUGUCAUCGUACCCUCUACCUGGAUCCUCCGGGUCCGCAGACCUCAGACCUCACUAAAGUUGAGUAAAAAGAAAAAACGGACCUCGUUUAAGCGCAAGUCCAGCAAAAAGGGAGUAGAGGAGGCGCGCUGGAAGCCCUUCAUAGUUAGACCCAUUCCCUCUCAGCUUAUGAAGCCGCUGUUGGUGUUUGUCAACCCGAAGAGUGGGGGGAAUCAGGGAGCCAAGAUUAUCCAGUCGUUCAUGUGGUACCUGAACCCCCGCCAGGUAUUUGACCUGAGUCUGGGAGGUCCCAAGGACGGGUUAGAAAUGUACCGUAAGGUGCAUAACCUGAGGAUACUGGCAUGCGGAGGUGAUGGCACGGUGGGCUGGAUCCUGUCUGCUCUGGACCAGCUCCAGUUGAACCCCCCGCCUGCAGUAGCCAUCCUGCCUCUGGGGACAGGCAACGACCUGGCCAGGACCCUCAACUGGGGUGGUGGUUACACAGAUGAGCCGGUGUCUAAGAUCCUGUCUCAUGUAGAGGAUGGGAACAUCGUCCAGCUCGACCGGUGGAAUCUAGUAGUGGAGCCCAACCAGGAUGCUGGUGCAGAGGAGAGGGAUGAGCAGCAGACCGACAAGCUCCCCCUCGACGUCUUCAACAACUACUUCAGCCUCGGCUUCGACGCACACGUGACACUAGAAUUCCACGAGUCUCGAGAGGCCAACCCUGAGAAAUUCAACAGCCGCUUUCGGAACAAGAUGUUCUACGCAGGGACGGCCUUCUCGGACUUCCUCAUGGGCAGCUCCAAAGACCUAGCCAAACACAUCAAGGUCGUGUGCGACGGCACCGACCUCACCUCAAAGGUUCAGGAUCUGAAGCUGCAGUGUUUGGUGUUCCUCAACAUUCCCAGAUACUGUGCUGGUACCAUGCCAUGGGGAAACCCAAGCGAGCACCAUGACUUUGAGCCACAACGGCACGACGACGGCUGCAUUGAAGUUAUCGGCUUCACCAUGACCUCUCUGGCAACACUGCAGGUCGGAGGUCACGGUGAGCGGCUGAACCAGUGCAGAGAGGUGACCCUCACCACCUACAAGUCCAUCCCCAUGCAGGUAGAUGGGGAGCCGUGRAAGCUAGCCCCCUCCACCAUCCGGAUCUCCCUGAGGAACCAAGCCAACAUGGUGCAGAAGGCCAAYAGGAAGACCUCRAUACCACAGCUCAACGACCAGCAGCCCUUCCCGGAGAGGUUAAGGAUCCGGGUGAACCGUAUUAGCAUGCACGACUAUGAGGCCCUGCAUUACGACAAGGAGAAACUUAAAGAAGCCUCUAUCCCGCUGGGCCUCAUCGUUGUCCCGGGAGACAGUGACCUGGAAACAUGUCGCUCCCACAUCGAGAGGCUCCAAGAGGACUUCGUCUCCAUUCAUCCCUCCUUCAAGCGACUGGUGCUCCAGGAGGAUGAGGGAGCUAAGUCAAAGACCCUUUCCUCGCAGAAGCUUUCGCCAAAGUGGUGCUUCUUGGACUCCACAACUGCAGAUCGAUUUUACAGAAUUGAUCGUGCUCAGGAACACCUAAACUAUGUGACCGAGAUAUCCCAAGACGAGCUCUUCAUCCUGGACCCUGAGCUGGUCGUCACGGAGACGGUGAGCACCUCACCAGGGAUGCCUGAUCUGGUUGAUUCUUCUGGUGAAUUCCCGGAGGCUUCUCCCAAGUUUGGAUUCCCAUCCUCCUCCUCCUCUUCUCCUCCCCCCUCACCGGGACCCAGGAUCAUGGAGCUCCAGAAGACCACUCAGAGGAAGCGAAUAUCCAGCGACAGCUCGGUGGUGGAGGCACUGGCACACAACGACUCUCUCAGGUCCAGUAAGCCUGCCCUCACCAGGGCCGGAUGUAUCCAUCGGUCUAACACUACUGCAGCUGAGAUCAACCCAACAUUGAGGUGAGAUCAAAGCCCCCCUUUCACCACAUUCACUUUCUUUCUCUUCACCAAGUCACUUUCUCAAUUCUGCCCUUUGCACUCUGUCACACAAGAAUGUAUUUACUAAGCAAAGUCUCUGCUUACUAGUUCCUUGGUCUGGAGUCGACACAAUAUCACAGACCUCCACGCAAUGUGCCAGACYUGGCAUGUUGUCCAGUAGCAUCCCAGUGAAGAGAGAGAGUCAGAUCUUUGAAACUGAAUUUCGAAGGGAAUCUUUUUUUUUUAUGGUGUGUCAUGGUAACAUUGUCCUUAAAAUAGUAUCAUAUUUUCCUCCCAGCUUGGCAGGAUGCUUGUGAGAAUGUGGGGAUGGCAUUCAGCUGCUGAUGGAACCAUAUGGCACAAACAGGCCCAUGUGCUCCCUCUCGCUGUCACCGUGCCUCAUCCCCUCUUUUACAUACAAAUAGCUCCAUUUGGACAGCUGAGAGAGAGAGCGAGAGAGACUGCCUUAGAGUAUUCACAUUUGGCACAUCCUSACAUUUGAUUUUACAAUGAAUUAUGUGUCAUUGUUUUUGCCACUCUUGUUUGUCAGCGACGCUAAUUCACUGUUGAUUGAGUCUCGUCUGGAGGCAAAUUUGCAUGAUGGAUCCUCUCCAUGUCCACCGAGAUGACGAAUGAGAAGUUGCAUCUUCUGAACGCUGUCAUGCAGCACCGCAAAGCCARUCCAAACAGGAGCCGCAUGAAAUUACUCCGAAUUUAAGUUUUGCUUGUCACUUCAGUGAUCUGCCAAACAGACUGAUUAYUGUAUUUUGUCGUUUUUCCUUGCCAGAUUUURCCCUGUGUAAUGCUUCCCUGUCGUGCAAUUAUAAUUAUUUCCAAUGUCGUAAUUCAUUUGAGAUWUGGAGCUUUUCUUUUUUCUUGAUGUCCGGGUAAAAUGCUAAGGAUGCUAGCAAGGGAUUUGUUUUCAUAUUGAAUGGGUGAUUAGACAGUAAUCAGCUAGUCUUUGAAGAGAGGUUAUUUGAGCCUUGAUAGAAAGGKAAUCACUGUCAGCUUUUCCUCUGAUGUUUGGUUCAACAAAUCCGCUUAAAUGAACAUGUAACAUCCACCAAGGUGGCAUUAGAAGAUGUCACAUUUUAUGUUCUUUAUUCACUGUAUUUUGUAAUGAUCGUGCUCAUCUGUGUGUAAUGCAUGUUCCUACUAUAAAGGAGGUUGUUAUUUGCAGAGUGUGUCUUGACUGCAUGGACAGUAGAAGGUAAUGGCAGAAGAUGUAAUCAUGUUGAUUUGCACAGCAGCUCCACGUAGAUGGGCUCAAGCUCUAAAAUGUAAGCUUCUCAGGGCAUCACAAUCAAUACAUGUGUACAGUAUGACGGAAACCUUGUAUUUACCGUUCAAUAAAUACUGUAGGGAGCUCUGAUAGACCAGAGCACACAGUCCAGCAUGCAUCAAACAUUCUGAAACAUGGUUAAAUUAACAAUGGUAAGAAAAGAUGGCACCCCCAUACCAUUGUUGACUCAAUGUUUGUGUUUUCGAAAGAUCAAUGUGUUGAAACGAACCACCAGGUCCUCUAAUUGCCUAGUAUACCUUAUUCUGAGACAGACCGUCUUUUCUCACUUACGCAGGAAUGUACAGACUGUUUGCAUUAACGAUCUGCGGGAUGACAAAUUGUUAACAGCUUUGGCCUCUAAGCAUCCAGCAGGCUUGCUUUUCACUUCCUAAUAAGAAAAGAUGAUCCACCAUUUUUAAAACCACAUUCUGGAGUCUGUUUUUCUGCCGAGCUGCAGCCCUGCCACUUUGCUUGGAACCGAAUGUAAUUCAUUGAAAUGACCAUUCAACAGCAGUGAAUCUUGCAGCGUGUGUCUUUAAGGGCAAUCCUGUUGCUUUGGCUUUAGCUCAGUUGAUUAACAUUGUCUAUAGUCGUGCAGGCAACUUUGAUUCUAUGACGCAGAUCAGUUGAUGUCUAUCAGCUGCUGGGGUCAUUGUGGAGAGGAGGAGGAGGAGGAGGAGGAGGAAAGGGGGGGGAUGAGAUCACAUAAUGAGUAACCUUGCCUGAGACCUGAAGACUGAUGUUUAUUCACAGAGCUAAUGCCUAGGCAUUAGUUUGACUGUAGAAGGGCACACAUAAAAGCUUCUGAAGUCCUUCUCCCUGUGAUUGGAGAAUAACUGUCUGGUUGGUGGAGAUGUAUGUGUCUGGACUGUAGAGGCUAGGCUCCUCUAAUUAUGAGGUGAAGCAGAUAUUCGAGUAAACUGUGUGUAAUCUGCCCUGGAUCUCCCUCACACUGACAAUCCAUUAGCGACAGAGGUUAGGCCAGUGGUUUGGGGCUUGAUGUUGCCUGGCACAUCUUAGCUGCAUAUUUUGUUCCCACUCUCAAAGGAAAUUGCUGCCAGGAUCCAAGGGCUUGAACAUAUGCUUUGCCCGAUUGUGAUCACUUUUUCUUAACUUUAGUCUGCUUCUCUUGUUUCCAUACCAACAMAUAUUAUUUUUUAAACCCUGAGAGUGUUCUGUUUGUCACAGGCACUGUAAAGGAACUGAUAAUGCAGUUUGAUGUAAUGUAAGACUGGAAUACUCAUUACAUUUUCAUGAAGUGUGGGUGAAACUGAAUGGCUUUAGUAAAUCAAAGCACACUUUCCUCUUAAGAUAUAUCUUACUUGCAUGGUUCUUUUUCAGGAACUGUAUCACACACAAUACAUGGCCUACAUAUACAGUUGAAGUCYGAAGUUUACAUACACCUUAGCCAAAUACAUUUCAACUCAGUUUUUCACAA